CUGUGAGCUUGUCAUUUCUUGGGUGCCUGACCUGAGGAGCCUUAUUCCCAGCCCAGGUCCCAGGGAAAGGCAGAGCCACCUAAUGGCUCUUCUCUCUGUGUAUGUUGUGUGGGUUGUGGGUUGUGGGUUGUGUACUCCGCCCCCGGUGCCCACCUUCCUUCCCUGACGCGCUGCGGCUGAAGGGCUAUUAGAAGAAGGGAAGGAGCAGAAGCAGCAGCAGCAGCAGCAGCAGCAGCAGCCUUGGUCCAUACAGGGCUCUCUGCGAAGGAGAGGGAGGAAGAGGAAGAGGAGGAAGAUUCAGAAGGAGGAGGAAGGAGAAAGUGAGGAGGAGGAGGAGGAGAAGAGAAGAGAGGAGGCAUCUGAGGCUAAGGGGAGAAGGGGGCUGAGGAGUCCGGGCUGCUUCCUUCCUUCCUUCCUUCCCUCCGGGGGAUGAUGGCCCCGGUCCUGCUCCGCUGAGGAUGGAGGGCAAGAACGGCUCCUGGCCUUCCUCCUCUGCUGCUCCUCCGCCGGAGGAGAACCCCUUCCUGCAGCCCGGCUGGCAGGUGGGGCUGUGGGCGCUGGCCUUCGGGGGGGUGGUGGCGGUCUCGGUGUCGGGCAACGCGGUGGUGAUCUGGAUCAUCCUGGCCCACCGCAGGAUGCGGACCGUCACCAACUUCUUCCUGCUGAACCUGGCCGCCUCCGAGGCCUCGCUGGCCGCCCUCAACACCUUGGUCAACUUCACCUACGCCCUCCACAACCACUGGUACUACGGCAGCCUCUACUGCCGCUUCCAGAACUUCUUCCCCGUCGCCGCCCUCUUCGCCUCCAUCUACUCCAUGACCGCCGUCGCCCUCGACAGAUACAUGGCCAUUAUCCACCCGUUGCGACCCAGACUAUCAGCAACAGCCACCAAAGUCAUCAUCUUCAUCAUCUGGGCCUUCGCUUUGCUGUUGUCGUUUCCGCAAGGCUACUAUGCAACAACAGCCGACCUGCCCGGGCGCGUCGUAUGCUUCGUGGAAUGGCCAGAAAACUCCACCAAGGUCUAUGAAAUAACGUACCACUGCUGUGUGACUCUGCUGAAUUACGUUAUCCCUCUCAUAGUGAUCGGCUAUGCCUACACCGUGGUUGGCAUCACGCUCUGGGCCAGCGAAAUCCCAGGGGACUCCUCCGACCGCUACCAUGAGCAAGUGUCUGCUAAGCGCAAGGUUGUCAAGAUGAUGAUCGUUGUGGUCUGCACCUUUGCGAUCUGCUGGCUGCCGUUCAAUGUCUACUUCCUCCUGCAGUAUUUCAACAUAGAUUGGUACCAGCAGAAGUACAUCCAGCAGGUCUACCUGGCCAUCUUGUGGCUGGCCAUGAGCUCCACCAUGUACAACCCCAUCAUUUAUUGCUGCCUCAAUGAGAGGUUCCGCAUGGGCUUCAAGCACGCUUUCCGGUGGUGCCCUUUCAUCCACGCCGGUGAAUACGAAGGACUGGAGAUGAAGUCGGCCAGGUACCUCCAGACGCAGAGCAGCAUGUACAAGAUCAGCCGGAUGGAGACCACUGUUUCCUCUGUGGUUGGCAACCCGGAGGAGGAACUCGAGGACAGCAGCAAAAUUAAGCGCCUCUCAGUAGAUCUGGCCUCCAACGGUUCCUCCCGCAGCGACACCAAAACGGUCUCGGAGAGCUUGAGCUUCUAUUCAAACACACUUUCCUGAUCCACCUGUCCAUCUGAGCAAACUGCCAUGGUCAAGCGUGUGACUGGUGUAUAUGUCUCUAGCAAAUAUUCUGCUCUUCCUUUGUAACAACAGUGAUGACAACCUCUUUCUCUUCUCUCCUUUCUAAUUCUGGCCAUUGGUGGUAUCUUCCACAAUGUCCUGCUGCCAGACUUUGGCUGGUCAAAUGACUCCAAGAGGAUGCUCAGCUUUGGUUCUAAUGUUGCACACUGAGAUGGAUGCCUUUCCCAAGGGCCACACUUACCCCGCACCUUCUAAGAAAAGCUUCUCUUUUGCUCCAGCUGACUGUGUAAACUGGCUGCGAUGUGUCUUUGCCUGGCAUGGAGUUCUCUCAUCUACCUGGCUUUGUGAGACAGAGGCUGUUUGGCAGGAAAAGGAACUCACCUGUGGGCUACGACCCAACUGCCUAUGGAUAGACAGACACCAUUAAUGGUGCCUCUCUUCUCUCCUGCUCUUUGCAGGAGGAGUGGCUGGGAUUGGCAAAGGACCAAAAGCAAAACGAGGGUGUAGUCAUCCCCUGUGGCAGAGAUGGACGGAUGCUGCCUUUAAAUGAGAUUAAGCUGAGUGGGAUAUGUCAAGGAAAAGCAAACUUGUAAAGAGAAACGGGACAUGUAUGGGACUGAAGGAGAAGUGUGUGUGUGUGUGUGUGUGUGUGUGUGAGAGAGAGAGAGAGAGAGAGUAUGUUGCAAUCCUGCUUAACACAAGUGUAACAUAAAACUACCUGUGUGUUGACAUGGAGGGAGAUGGUGAAGGUGACCACAGGGGUGAGGUCCAAGUGGCUAGUGGCUCCUCAGCCAUCCACUUUGGCUGCUCCAAGGAAGUUCCAGCAGUUUCUGUGCAGACCUGGGGCCUUGCACCUUGUGCUGCAGGUGGCUGGGAAACAGCUUAUGUGAGAGUGUAACUCUGUACACAACUUCGGUAUAACUGCCAGUGCAGCCAAAUUACACCACUGUCGUGCUCUGAGAGUGUUCCUACAGGGUUUAUAAGGUGCAAUCAGCCCUCCCUUCCAGAGAUAGAAGGAUGGGGAUGAUGCGGAAGGGGCCUCAUGGCCUUCCCAAAUGUCCCAGGGGCUGGGGACGCGAAAAGGCUGUGGGAGGGAGAGAACAAUGGGUUUGAUUAGGGCCGAACUUUCCGCAGGGGAGGUGGGACCGUUUUCUUCGCUCAUUAGUGAACGCUUCUCUAAUGAGGGGACAAGAGAAAAUAAAAAUGAUUGAGUGACAUGCGCAGAACACUAAAAGACUGCAGGAGCGCCUCCUCCUGCAAAGCCACCCUAACAGCCACGUGACACCUGUGGGGUGUGUUGUUUUGCACUCACAGUGGAAAGUGCUGUCCCACUGGCACAUUCACUGACCGUUCUGAACAAUAGGGGAAAGAACAGAGCACCCGGCUGCAAUGUACACCGGUGGCAUGGGGCUGGCACAGCUAAGCACCAUCCUACCCAGGACUGUCAGGACCAAGGACAGUGAGACAAAGAUGAGAAUGAUGUCCGAAGCAUGAUGUGAAGGACAGAAGACUAAUUUUGGACGACAGGAUGCUUGAACAUCUACUAGACUCCAUGCCCAACAUUAGACUCAAGGCCCAUCUAUUCCCAGUUGAGGCCAGCAGAACAUGGGGGCCUAUUAGCCCUCUCCUAUUGAGGUUGCCCACCAGUGCAUGCUCCCCAGUUGUAGAGCAUUGUCAGACCAGUGAAGCAUACCUUAAGGCCAGUUCCCAUUUGCAUAUGCAUCUUUUGAUGGUUGCAGAAUCAAAUGGUGCCUUUGUGUGCAAUUGGGCCGCUCCAAGGAACAUUAGGGUCACCUCCGUCCCCCAAUAGUAAUUCCAUUGAAACGUGAAACAUCUAGUGUUGAACCAUUCAUUGAGCAAUGGAAAUUCCACGUGUGAACGAAUCCUAAAAUUCAAGGGCCGUAAUCCUAUGAGUUACUCCUAACUAGAGUAAACCCACUGAAUCAAUUCCUGACUGAGGAGCCAACCCAGAGGUGAAUCCCCUUGAUUCCUUGGGUAUCUGUUUCAUUUGGGAGUAGGGUUGGGAGGCCAAGACGUCUAUGGAGGACAGAAGAGUAUUAUUUUGAAUCUCGAGGACAGAAGAACAUAUUUUGCCUAUCUCACAUUGUAUGUAAUUUUUUGUGCAUAUUGUACAACUGCCAAGACCACUUUGUAUGUGCCAGGGUGUUUCUACUUACAUUUUCUUUACUUAAAUUGUAAAGAAAGAAUGUGUAGCUUUUGCUGUGAAAUGAGGGGGAAAGGAGAGGAUGGCAUACUUGACCUGUACGCUGUUAU
Messenger RNA from Sceloporus undulatus (fence lizard), 3968 nucleotides. It is a transcript of the gene TACR1, whose product is annotated as tachykinin receptor 1. NCBI's taxonomy places the organism in Eukaryota, Metazoa, Chordata, Lepidosauria, Squamata, Phrynosomatidae. The record is from RefSeq and is a predicted model, not a curated record. The transcript has 5 exons. Gene Ontology annotation, molecular function: substance P receptor activity. Gene Ontology annotation, biological process: positive regulation of flagellated sperm motility; G protein-coupled receptor signaling pathway. Bases 459 to 1673 code for a protein of 404 amino acids. Gene Ontology annotation, cellular component: sperm midpiece; plasma membrane.